This is a messenger RNA of Sphaeramia orbicularis (orbiculate cardinalfish), 2152 nucleotides long. It is a transcript of the gene bin3, whose product is annotated as bridging integrator 3. Gene Ontology annotation, biological process: plasma membrane tubulation; endocytosis; actin cortical patch localization. Gene Ontology annotation, molecular function: protein binding; lipid binding. The record is from RefSeq and is a predicted model, not a curated record. Lineage: Eukaryota; Metazoa; Chordata; Actinopteri; Kurtiformes; Apogonidae. The transcript is spliced from 9 exons. Bases 116 to 877 code for a protein of 253 amino acids. Gene Ontology annotation, cellular component: actin cytoskeleton; cytoplasm.
GUAGCGACUAAGCUCCGGACUUCCUGUUUAAGGGUGGACUAUUGACUAGAAGGGAAUGAGGUCCUCUGAAGAAAAUAAAACUACUAAAUGAAAGCCCGAUAAAGCUCCAUUCAAAAUGAGCUGGAUUCCGUUCAAGAUUGGGCAACCAAAGAAGCAGAUUGUCUCUAAAACGGUUGAAAGAGACUUCGAGCGAGAAUAUGACAAACUCCAAAAGUUGGAGGAUCAGACGAAAAAACUUCACAAGGACAUGAAGAAAAGCACCGAGGCUGAUUUAGCCAUGUCCAAAGCAGCAGUGAAGAUCUCUGCAGACCUGCUCAGUAACCCUCUGUGUGAGCAGGACCAGGCAUUUCUGGAGUCCAUGACUGCUUUAGAUACAGCUAUGAGAAGAAUGGAUGCCUUCAACCAGGAGAAGGUCAACCAGAUCCAGAAGACAGUCAUCGACCCUCUAAAAAAGUACAGCGGUGUCUUCCCCAGCCUCAACAUGGCAGUGAAGCGGCGGGAACAGACGCUGCAGGACUACAAACGGUUGCAAUCCAAAGUGGAGAAAUAUGAAGAGAAAGAGAAAACCGGGCCCGUCAUGGUCAAACUACAUCAGGCCAGAGAGGAGCUCAGGCCGGUCAGGGAGGAUUUUGAGGCCAAGAACAAGCAGCUGUUGGAUGAGAUGCCCAAGUUCUACCACAGCCGCAUUGACUACUUCCAGCCCAGCUUUGAGGCACUCAUCCGGGCACAGGUGGUGUAUUUCACUGAAAUGUACAAGAUCUUCAGUGAGUUAACAGACCAGAUCGACCAGGCAGGGUUGACGGAUGAGCAGAGGGAGAGGGAGACUGAGGCCAAGCUCAGUGAGUUGCGUGCUCUGUCCAUUGUCGCUGACGACUGAGGGAGGAAAGCUGAGCAUCGGGAAGGGCUCCUUUCAUGCCUCUCUGAAUGGAUUGCACUCUUUUCAGGCUCCUCCACACAGUUCAAAUGGACAGCAGUGGCCUUAACGUGAUUAUCAGUUUGUUUCCUUGCAGACCCCCUCUCCCAUUCUUCUUGCACUACACUCCCAUGUUUCAUUCUCUGUACAAAGACUCUCCACAGCUCAAGAGCAGAUGAAAUGCCACAUUAACUAAGCCAUCAGCCAAGUGCAACAUUAUAAGCCAAUACAUCUUUGUGUUUAAUUUUUCGCGAAAGACUGAAACGGUUAUCCUCAAAGCUAAUUAACAGGGUUACACUUCUUGUUUCAGAGCUGUCUAUAAGCAUCUGUUUCCACAAUAGAAAAUGUUUCUGUUAACCUCCUCUCUUCAGUCAAACAUAAUUUUUUAGAAUUCCAACCGGUUGAAUGUUAUGUAAUGCAUUGUAGGUUAUUUCUGUAUUUUGGCCUUUGCUGGUUAUCACUAAGCUCUGUGCCAUGUGGUUUGGGGGUUUUUGUUUUAGGGUUUACAAUGAUCUUGGUAACAUAACCUGUGCAAAAUGUGCCUACAGUGUCCUGACUUUGGAUGUAGUAGGAAAAGUAACUCAUGUGAAGUGAGAUAGUGCCUGUGCAACAAUGCUGAAUAGGUUCGCCAGAAGUGAAAUCAGUCCAAAAUGAAGGCUGGUGCUCCAUCUAGUGGAUGGUAUCAAGCAUGGCACAAGUCCUCCUCCUUUUAUUCCCGUUGUCAUCCUUUGUUCUAUUGUUGGUUAAGAUUUUGUCUUAAAACCUCACAUUGUUGGCCCAUUUGUCAAAGUCUUGUACCUCUCCACUGUAGGAUUUUGAUUUUGGACCAAAUCAUACUGUUAGUGCUCUACUUUGUUUUCAUCUUUGUCAGAUUCCACUGCAUUCGGAUAAACACUAAACAAGAUCUACGUGAGAGGGUAAGAUUAAAUGUACGCUCCUCAAGAGCUUCUAUACAAUGUGUCAUAUCAAGAAGACUAUUUAUUCUUACCAUUUUAAUCUUGAAAUUCUGGAAACAGAUGCUCUCUUGAAUUGUCUGUGUGCUCAAGUUUUCCAGUUUCAUGUGAAUAACUGUACUAAUGAAGUUGUUUUUCUAAAUAAUGAAGGUUUUUUAAAGUUGUAGUUUGGGUUGAUUUUUACUCUAACAUUUAUGUGGGUUAAAUUUAGAUUUAUUAAUACCAUGUUACACGACAGCUAUUGUCAGUGUGUAGUAAUGAAAUAAAUGACUUAUGAGAACAGCAA